Messenger RNA from Dovyalis caffra, 1443 nucleotides. Lineage: Eukaryota; Viridiplantae; Streptophyta; Magnoliopsida; Malpighiales; Salicaceae. The record is from the annotation of a GenBank genome assembly.
AUGGUUUCCCUUGAAGAUUCCCACUCUCAAUACCCCACUUCAAAUCGCUUCCCUUUAACGGCCUCUCCUUCCUCUUCCAAAAUCCACCGACACGUCGGCCGUUCCAUGCGCACUAUCCGUUCCACCAUCUUUCAGCCCAGCUCCAACUCCACGUCCUUCGCUUCGCUUCCGAACUGCUCAGCUGGUUCAACUCCGUUCGCGUCUGAAAACUUAACUGACUCUGUCAUCGACAUGCGACUCGGGGAACUCGCGACAGCCGUAAACAAUAAUAGCAAUAGCAAUUAUUUUAAGAAUAAGCUGUCAUCCUCACCGGCUAAAUCGGCUGAGGAGGAGUUUCUUGAUAUUUCAGAAGCUUUUUCUGAUUUUUCGGGUUGUAGUUCUGAUAUUUCUGGAGAACUACAACGUCUUGCAUGCUUGCCUGCGUCUCCAAUGCAUGACGGUGAGGUGGAAGGAUACGGGAAGAAGAACCCAUCAGCGGAAAUUGUAGCUGAGCCUUGUCAUGGGUUUUUACAGAGAGAAUCUUUUUCUACGGAAAUCAUUGAGAGUAUUUCUCCGGAAGAUCUUCAGCCAACGGUGAAGAUCUGUGUUGACGGUUUGCAGUCCCCGUCGAUUGCUGUGAAAAGAUCUGCUGCCGAGAAGUUGAGGUUUUUGGCGAAGAAUAGGGCGGAUAAUCGGGCCUUGAUAGGUGAAUCAGGGGCAAUUUCUGCUUUGAUUCCGCUACUUAAACAAAGUGAUCCGUGGGCGCAAGAACAUGCGGUGACAGCCUUGUUGAAUUUGUCUCUUUAUGAGGACAAUAAGAAGAAGAUUACGAAUUCUGGUGCGAUUAAGUCGUUUGUUUAUGUGCUUAAAACUGGGACUGAAAAUGCUAAGCAAAACGCGGCGUGUGCUCUGCUUAGUCUGGCUUUGCUUGAAGAGAACAAGAGCUCGAUUGGAGCUUGUGGAUCGAUACCACCAUUGGUUUCGCUGUUAAUCAAUGGUUCUAAUAGAGGGAAGAAAGAUGCAUUGACUACAUUGUAUAAGAUUUGUUCAAUAAAGCAGAAUAAAGAGAGGGCUGUGGUUGCUGGGGCAGUUAAGCCAUUGGUGGGCAUGGUGGUGGAGGCAGGGGCAGGGAUGAUGGCGGAGAAGGCAAUGGUGGUGUUGAGUAGUUUGGCAGCGAUUGAAGAAGGGAGAGAAGCUAUUGUCGAAGAAGGCGGUAUUGCUGCACUUGUUGAGGCUAUUGAAGAUGGUUCUGUUAAAGGGAAAGAAUUUGCUGUUGUCACUUUGUUGCAGUUGUGCAGUGAUAGUGUUAGAAAUCGUGGGUUGCUUGUUAGAGAAGGUGCGAUUCCUCCUCUCGUUGCGCUUUCGCAAAAUGGGAGCAUUCGAUCCAAGCAUAAGGCUGAGAGGCUACUUGGGUACUUGAGAGAACCAAGGCAAGAGGCUGCUGCUUCAUCUUCAAGUCCUUAA